Tarenaya hassleriana is the source of this 1997-nucleotide messenger RNA. RefSeq lists its product as uncharacterized. Lineage: Eukaryota; Viridiplantae; Streptophyta; Magnoliopsida; Brassicales; Cleomaceae. The coding region runs from base 385 to 1854 and encodes 489 amino acids. The record is from RefSeq and is a predicted model, not a curated record. The transcript has 2 exons.
UCUUAUCUGGCGAAAUCCCUCUCCGCUUCUCUUCUUCUCUCUAGAAAAUUGGGAUCCUUUGACAGAAGCGGCUCGACUUCUUCUUUGCGGAGACCAAAUCCUUCUUCACAGCUGGGAUUUCUGAUUUCACUGUGCAGUGACACCAGUACUAGGACAAAAACGUGGAGUUGCUUGUGAAAAUCUACAUAAAUAUCUGAUGGGGGAUUUGUCAGAUCUUGUAACAUGAAGAUAUCCAUGAGUUGUAUCUAUGGGUUUGUGGAUUGAUAUUCUAAUCUCUGGCACUUUUGGGGUUUGAUUCGGUUUGCGAAGAUGAUGCUGUGUUGCUUUUAGCCCUGUGGGUUAAAUCGCAGGAACAAGGAGUGAAAUAAGAAGAUUAGAAGAAAUAUGGGGGAGACACUCCUUACGACCCUUUCUAUGGAGAAUUAUCACCCAUCUACACUUCUGUCCAUGGAUUCGGGCUCUUUUACUCAUGAAGAAACUGAGAGGGAGACGAACCGGUCAGUCAUACUUUCAGGAGCACCCGAUAUCAAUCUCCCGCUCUCAUCGGAAGCGAGCCCUCCUCCUCUCUCAUGGAACGACCACUGUGACAUCUUAGACGUCGGUCUUGGACCUCAGAUUUAUGAGUCUGAGGCAGUUGUUCACGUACCUAAGAUUGCUAAGAAGUACAGUAAGCGGGUGGAUAGCAUGUGGGGUGCUUGGUUUUUCUUCAGUUUCUACUUCAAACCCGUUUUGAAUGAGAAGUCCAAGAGUAAGAUAACAAGGGACAGCAAUGGCUUGUCGGGGUACGAUAAAACCGACUUGCAGCUCGAUGCAUUCAUGGUUCAGCACGAUAUGGAGAAUAUGUACAUGUGGGUCUUCAAGGAAAAACCCGAGAACGCCCUUGGUAAGAUGCAACUACGCAGUUACAUGAAUGGGCAUUCCCGUCAAGGGGAACGUCCUUUCCCUUUCAGUGUGGACAAAGGCUUUGUCCGGUCUCAUAGGAUGCAGAGGAAACAUUAUCGUGGCCUCUCUAACCCUCAGUGUCUGCACGGGAUCGAAGUUGUUCGGUCACCCAACCUCUCGAUGCUUGACGAAGACGAAAAGAAGAGGUGGGUGGAUCUUACGGGCCGGGAUGCAAACUUUUCUGUCCCACCCGAAGCAAGUGAUUAUGGUUCAUGGAGGAAUCUCCCGCAUACAGAAUUCGAGCUUGAGCGACCGCUUCCUCUGCUCAAAGCCAACGGGCACACCCAAGUGAAAAAGCUUAAUGGUACUUGUCUGAAUCUGUCAACUCAUUCACCGGACCAUGCCACUGAUGCAAUGGAUAUAUACCCCACUUGUGGCAACAAACGCAAGAAAGACUGCCUCGCUCUCGCAAACGGGGAUGAAUCCUGUUCAACCGACAAAUCCCUCGACAUGAAAUUCCAUGCCCCUGAGUUGCCAUGGUCAAGCGAGUUCACCGGGGUGAUGAAGAACAUAAAUGGGCCAGUCACGGCGGCGAAAACGGUAUAUGAAGACGCAAACGGGUUCUUGAUCAUCAUAAGCCUGCCUCUGGUCGAUCUAGGGAAGGUGAAAGUGACAUGGAGGAACACUCCGGGCCACGGGAUAGUGAAGAUAUCGUGCGUGAGCACGACGUGUAUGCCGUUCAUCAAACGGCAUGACCGGACGUUCAAGCUGUCAGACCCAGCACCCGAGCACUGCCCGCCGGGAGAAUUCGUUCGGGAAAUCUCGCUGCCGAACCGGAUUCCAGACGAUGCGAAGCUCGAGGCGUACCGAGACGAAACAGGGACGAUGUUGGAGAUCAUGGUGCCGAAACAUAGGACGGGUCCUGAAGAACACGAAGUCCGUGUCUGUCUCCGACCGUUUGAGCUGGAGUGAUGGAUUUUAAAGCAGAGAGUCUCCAGCUGUUUGUUUUUGUUAUUAUUAUUAUUAUUAUUAUUAUUAUUAUUACUGGGUAAUUUGAUUUGUAUGACAACUUUUGUAUUGCAAAGUUCUUAUUGAUUUUCGGAUAUUAACAUAUA